AGGGCCCUGCACGGGCUCCUGUCCCGGCCGUGCCCCGGGCUGUCUGUCAGCACACCCCUGCUCUUGCUGCUUGCUGCCUGUCUGCCAAGCUCGGCUGCUGCGUUUUGAGCCCAGGUUAAAGGGAAGAGAAGUUGAAAACACCCUCCUGGCUGUGCUCUGGGCCUCCCCUCCGUCUCCAUCAUGGCAGGGGGCAUCACUGACACCGGAGAGCUUUACUCUCCAUAUGUUGGCCUGGUUUACAUGUUCAACCUCAUCGUCGGGACAGGAGCCCUCACGAUGCCAAAGGCCUUUGCGACAGCAGGGUGGCUCGUCAGCCUCAUCCUCCUCAUGUUCCUGGGAUUUAUGAGCUAUAUGACUACGACCUUUGUGGUGGAAGCCAUGGCUGCUGCAAAUGCCCAGCUGAGAUGGAAGAGAAUGGAAAAACGCAAGGAGGAUGAUGAGGAUGAAGAUUCUUCCUCUGGAGUAUCUGACAGUGAUGUUCUCCUCCCAGAUGGCUACGAGCGAGCAGAGACACGGCCUAUCCUGUCAGUUCAGAGACGUGGCUCACCCAAUAUCUUUGAAAUCACUGAGAGGGUGGAAAUGGGCCAAAUGGCUUCCAUGUUCUUCAAUAAAGUGGGUGUCAACCUCUUCUAUUUCUGCAUAAUUAUCUACCUCUAUGGAGAUCUGGCAAUCUACGCAGCAGCAGUACCAGUCUCUCUCAUGCAGGUGACCUGCAGUGUCACUGGCAACCAUUCUUGUAGUGUUGGAGAUGGCACAAAGUACAACGACACAGACAAGUGCUGGGGGCCAAUUCGACGGAUUGAUGCUUACAGGCUGUACCUGGCAGCAUUCACUCUCCUCUUGGGUCCUUUCACCUUCUUCAAUGUGCAGAAGACCAAGUAUCUUCAAAUCAUGACGUCCCUCAUGAGAUGGAUAGCUUUCAUCCUCAUGAUAAUUCUGGCCCUCAUCCGCAUCAGCAGAGGCCAAGCUGAAGGUCACCCGUCCAUGGCCCAGCUGUCGGGCAUCCGCAAUCUCUUUGGGGUGUGCGUCUACUCCUUCAUGUGCCAGCACUCCCUGCCAUCCCUCAUCACACCCAUCUCCAAGAAGAAGCAUGUCAACAAGCUCGUGCUGCUCGAUUACAUCCUGAUCCUGGCUUUCUACAGCCUCCUGUCCUUCACUGCCAUUUACUGCUUCCGCAACGACACCCUCAUGGACAUGUACACGCUCAACUUCACCAACUGUGAGAUCAUCAACGUUGCCUUCAUUCGGUACUUCCUGGGCCUCUUCCCCGUCUUCACCAUCAGCACCAACUUCCCCAUCAUCGCAGUGACCCUGCGCAACAACUGGAAGACCCUUUUCCACAGAGAAGGGGGGACCUACCCGUGGGUGGUGGAUAGGAUUGUCUUUCCUGCCAUCACAUUGAUUCCCCCAGUGCUGGUGGCUUUCUGCACCCACGAUCUGGAGUCCUUGGUGGGGAUCACAGGAGCCUAUGCUGGGAAUGGGAUCCAGUAUCUCAUCCCGGCUUUCCUCGCAUACUGCAGUCGGAAGGACACUCAGCUCGUCUUCGGCAGCGGGACGGUGAACAAGCACCUCUCCCCCUUCAGGCACACCUUCUGGAUUGUGUUUGUGCUCAUUUGGGGCUUUUCUUGCUUUGUGUUUGUGACUGCAAACAUUGUCCUGAGCGAGUCAAAGCUCUGAUGGGGGAUAGCAGCACGUUCCCUCUGGGGCUCCAGAGACUCCAGCAUUUCAGCUCCCCCUCUGGGACUGUGCAGUGGGGGAGAGGUAGUGUGAAGGGAAGUUUCCAGGCCACUGGCUUGGUGACACGGGUCAGACCUGGACACAGACUUUCUUCGCUCCAUUUUGGGUGUGGAUGGAGUGGAUUCAGCCUUGUCACAGUCGUGGUUCUCAGACAAAGCCCUGGGGCUGAGCCCUUGGCAGCCUGCACCAUUAACCAGUGUCCAGCCAUUUCUGCCUUCGGCUCUGUCGGAGCAGCACGUUCUCUGUCCCUCAGUGGCUCUCUGAGUGCUGCAGGUCUCGGCACACAGAAGAGCAGACAGCCUCGGCUGCUCACUGCACUGAUCAGCUAAAUGUCCCUUCUCCCAAAGGCAGGGAUGUGCUGUGCAGAAUCCACCAGGAGUUUGGGAGAACUGAGUCUCCCUUCUGCUGAGACUCCUUCAAACCAACCUCCUGUGCCACCUGAAGGAAGAAAUUAGAGUGGGAAUAGACCUAAUUCAGAA
Messenger RNA from Pipra filicauda (Wire-tailed manakin), 2216 nucleotides. RefSeq names its product transmembrane protein 104 (gene SLC38A12). NCBI's taxonomy places the organism in Eukaryota, Metazoa, Chordata, Aves, Passeriformes, Pipridae. The transcript is spliced from 10 exons. Bases 181 to 1677 code for a protein of 498 amino acids. The record is from RefSeq and is a predicted model, not a curated record.